Drosophila bipectinata is the source of this 4101-nucleotide messenger RNA. It is a transcript of the gene anchor, whose product is annotated as integral membrane protein GPR155 homolog anchor. Gene Ontology annotation, biological process: transmembrane transport; intracellular signal transduction; negative regulation of BMP signaling pathway. Gene Ontology annotation, cellular component: membrane. The record is from RefSeq and is a predicted model, not a curated record. NCBI's taxonomy places the organism in Eukaryota, Metazoa, Arthropoda, Insecta, Diptera, Drosophilidae.
ACCUGCAAAAUCUUAUUUAAGCAGCUGAGCGAAUGAAAAAAAAAGUCUUAUAAUAUUUUACGAACCGGGUGCAUGGAAUUAUACGUGUUUCGAGAGUACAGCGAUAAUGUGACCGAAAUGGAAAGCUUUUGUAUUAGCCACUAAAAAAUAAAUAAAUCAAAAAACAAAGUUGAUUAAUCUGAGAAUGCAUAACAGAAUUGGCUUAAACGCGAUUUCGCGAGUGCCUUAAACUAUUUUAAAAAUACCCCGAAAACGAAGCUCUGCGAGGGAGCUUAAAAGUCUAUUAAUUAAUUGUUUACUAAUUAAGCAAUAUGCGAUUAGUUAAAAGUGCCGCGGAUGUAUGUUAAAUAAAUGAAAUGCACGCAAAGCGAGGGCGUUGUGGUUUUUUCCUUUUGAGCACAAAAAGCCAUUGCUAAAAAUACCCAACAAAAUAAACGAAAAUACAAAAACAAUUUGGCAAAGCAAUGCCAACAAAACUGCGUAAAUAAGGAAAACAUAGAUACAGUAAAUAAAGCGAAAUAAAUUAGCAAAAACUCGAAUUUGCGAAAAGCCAAUAAUCCAACAGCUGGCCCUUUGACGUCACAGCCGCUCAGCUGAUUCGUGACGUGCGCGCCAUGACGUACAAAGCCGCCCACUAAUAGAAGCAUCCACCACCCACACCCCCACACAACCCGUAAUCCUCGAUGGAUAGCUCUAUGUUUUAUGCCAAGGAUCAAAUGGCUUCGAGCACGGAGGCCAAUGUCGUGGCCCAUACCUUGGCAUCGGUUAAUGCCAGUGGUGGUGUUACUUCCACGAUUUCGCCACGCGUCGAAGAUGGCGGCGUCUCCAUGAACAAUUUCUACCCUGCGCUGGUACAGUGCUUUGGUAUCAUCAUUUGUGGAUACAUCGCCGGACGCUUUAAGAUCAUCAGCAAUGCGGAAACCAAGGGACUGGGCACUUUCGUGGGCACCUUCGCCCUGCCCUCGCUGAUCUUCCUGUCGCUGGUGGAGCUCAACUGGAGUGCUGUGAACUGGAGCUUCCUGCUGGCCAUGUUGGUGUCCAAGGCGGUGGUCUUCUUCGCCGUUCUGAUCAUCUCCUUGCUGGUGGCUAGGCCUCUGAACUAUGCUCGUGGCGGUCUGAUGGCCAUUUUUUGCACUCAGAGUAAUGACUUUGCCAUUGGUUAUCCUAUAGUCAUGGCUCUGUACAAAGAUAUUCAUCCGGAAUAUGCAUCAUACCUCUACCUAAUGGCCCCCAUAUCGCUUGCAAUUUUAAAUCCCAUAGGUUUAGUCCUCAUGGAAAUCUCAAAGAUUGUUAAGAACAAAGAAGAAGUGAACCGUAAUCCACCGCUGUGUCCAGAAACCUGCCCGGCGGAACAAAUGUCUAAACGGAAUCGAUGCUUCGGAGAUCGUUCCAUUCUUGUUUUCAACACCAUUGUGGCCUUGUUCUUCAAUCCCUUGCUACUGAUGACCCUCUUGGGAGUAGGUGGAGGCUUUCUGUUUCCUACUGGCCUCCCGGAGAUGGUGUCUAGUACUUUGCGCACGCUCGGCCAGAGCUUCUCAGCCACGGCUUUGUUUUUGCUGGGCUUGAAGAUAGUUGGAGGUGCUGGAGCGGAAAAAAAGAGCACUGGAUUCUUGCUGCCUGGUGUGCUUAUUUUGGUGAAAAUAUUGGUGCUACCUCUGGUUAUCCGUCAGACUGUCAACAUCAUGCAGUCUGGCCAGAACUUCAAUGACACCACCGAACUGAGCACUUUCGGCUUUCUCUACGGUACCUUUCCAGCUGCCCCCGGCGCUUUUGUGAUUGCCACUCAGUACAACAUGGAGGUUGAAUUGGUGGCUCGCAGCAUGGUUUUCUGCACUUUCAUCUCGGCUCCUCUGAUGUUUAUAUCCGCAAAAAUGAUAUCGUUGACAAAUUUGAAGCCUCUGGAUUACCUGCACGAGCUAGAUGCCUUUUCAUUCGACAUUAGCGUGGCUGGUGCGGCGGCCUGUUGCUGUAUGUUGGUGCUGUUGAUUGUUACCAAGCGCUUCAAGAGAAUGCCGCAAAGAAUUACCUUCUGUCUGGUGCUGUCGCAGCUAAUGUGCUGCAUAGGCGUCAUACUGUGGUCUAAAAUGGAGCACGUCCAUCAAUGGCCAUUGUAUUUCCAAUUUUUCCUCUUCAAUAUUGGCACUUAUAGCACCCGUUUGUGGACAGGUCUUUUGGCCAUUUCGCUACUCUUCCUGCAGUGUCGUAGUCUGUGUUUUGUGCUUAAAAUGUGGCCCUAUAUGCUGGUCUUUGCCUGGGGAGUUCCGGCCAUUAUAUCAGGCCUCUUGGUGGCUUUCGAUUCAAAUGUUAUGUCGGGGGAGAAACACAAUCCCAGUUUCCAAUAUGGAAAUGCCCAAGCAGCCAUUUCAGUGUUUAUGCUCGUCAUGUGUUUCAUAGUAACCGUGGGCUGCCUGGUGCUACAUCAGCGUUACAAGAAACGCUAUGAAAAAUACAUGACCUAUUCACGUGAGUUGUCCAACCCCGAGUCGGAAUCAUCCGAUCUGCAUUCGACCAUAUCCACAACGAACCUGCUGGGCCACACGGAUCAUGCCUCGAUUAGACAAAGUGUUCGCACGGCUUCCUACUCCUCCUCUUCCGAUGACGACGAAAUGAUUCCUACAGCUGCUGGAAUGCCAGCCACUAGGGCUAGCGUUACUGGAUCAGGAUCUGGUGGUGGUUGUGGUUCUGGCAAUGGGGCUUGUUGCUCGGGUGGGGAUAGGGUGACCACUCCAUCAACAACCAGUACUGCGGUGGUGGACAUAGAGGAUCUGAUGAAUCGCGCAAGACAACGCAGCAAUGCCACGAUUAGCAAAGAUUUGGACAAGAUUGAAAGUGCUCCGGCCAAUGAAGAAAUUCGCAAUCAGAUGUGCGGCAGUUCUUUCAACUGCGGACCGAGUACCUCGCGUCAAAGCUGCCAGACGAUCAUAGAACGCUACGAGGACCAAACUAGACGUGGUCUGGAGCCUCUGGAGCAGACUACCGACUCUGAUGAGCAUCAAACCCUCAAGCACACCGUGCUGCUAAUCAUACUACUGUGCUCCAUGUUUGUCGGCCUGGCAGUGUCCAUCUGGACCCUUGUCAUGGAGGGAAUGUCGGGAAUAUAUUUGGAACUGAGUUUCCUCGAUGCUUUCCUCAACUUUGGACAGGGAUUAAUCGUGUUGGCCGUAUUCAUAACCGAUAUGGGAGAACUGUUAAUGCCGGUAGUCAGGCUUUGGCGCAAGAUAUGGUAUGGAGCCAAUGUGGUUAGCCUGCCCCACUGGUCCAAUCUUCGGCCAGAAACCAAGCAUAUUUGCGAGCAGUUCCGUAAUCAUCACUUGGAGAAUUGCAAAAAGGAUAUUGCAAAGGAUAGAAGAUGGCGCAUUCGAGUAUAUCGCAAGGUAUUCUAUGGCAGCGAGUUCGUCAGCUGGCUCAUCGAGGUGGGCUUGUCCAAGGAUCGCCUGGAGGCCGUCCACUACGCCAGGCACCUGGUCGAUGGCAGGGUCCUGCGGCACAUCAACAAUGUAUACCACUUCGAGGACAAGCUGCUGCUCUACAAUUUCUGCAGUCGCAUCUAGGAGCGCACCAGCGUUUAAUGCCAAGAUGAAGCAACUACGCCAAAUUUAGUUUGAUUUCCUGUUUAGUUUUUCAUAUGUUUUGUAUGUAAUUUUGACUGCUGUGAUUGUUCGCCAAACAAAAACACACUCUCACACAAGACAGCCGAUUGUGUGUGGGUGCGGAGGCGAAGGCGAGUGGGAGGAUGAGCUAGUGAAAUUGUUUAUACUGUCCAAGUAAUUUGCUUGGCAAACGAAAAAAGUUUAUUUUUUGUAAAUGUUUAUUACUAAGUAGUUGACUCAGCCAUCAGCUUGAGCUUUAUAUAGUGCAAUAUAGAAAUACUGAAUGUAAUCGAUGCAGAAAGUUACCUAAAUACGCUACACUAUUACUUUAAACUUUAAACUCUUAACAAAAUGAUGUGUCACAACUUAAUAGAAAACUGUGCAUAAAACGUUUCUGGGAGGCCAGAGCUGUAAACGAAUAAAUUUGUAUAAAUACCCGUAGGAUAGUAUACACUCAUGAAUAAAUAUAUAUAUGCAUAUAUACCUCUGGCCGUAAGGCCUACAGAUCAAA